AUGAAGGCAUUAAUGAAUUAUUCUUCUGAUAUUAUGUAUUUAUCCCUGGAAGGCCACGUGGAGUUAGAAAAAUAUAGAUAUGUCUAUUUUGUAAUUGUUGUAACACUCUACCUGUUGAUCAUUAGUUGUAAUGGUCUGGUCAUUUAUAUAAUAUUCACAAACAAAAGUCUCCAUGAGCCCAUGUACAUUUUCAUUGCAGCUUUGCUUUGUAAUGCUCUUUUCGGAUCAACUGCUCUUUAUCCUAAACUGCUCACUGAUUUACUGUCUGAAGUUCAGGUGAUUUCUUUUGAAUCCUGCAUAUUUCAAUCAUUUUGUAUUUAUACAUAUGGUGCUUCAGAGUUCACAUUGUUAUCAGCUAUGGCCUAUGACAGAUAUGUGUCCAUCUGUAACCCACUGCAAUAUGCUGCUACUGUAAAAAUGUCCACUGUUAAAAAGCUCUUAUGUACCUGUUGGUUUGUUCCUUGUUGUGAAAUAGGCAUUACUGCAAUAUUAACGUAUCAACGUAAGCUGUGCACCUUUAACCUAAACAGAAUAUAUUGUAAUAACAGUUCAUUGAUUAAGUUGGCCUGUGGAGACUCUUCUGUAAGCAAUAUAUAUGGACUUUUUAUUUUAAGCAUUUCUGUGUUUCCUCCAUUAAUUUAUAUAUUUUUCUCAUAUAUCAGGAUAAUUUCAAUCUGUUUAAAGAAUUCAAAAGAUUUCAGAAGGAAAGCUCUACAAACCUGUUUACCACAUCUUGUAAUCUUUAUCAAUUUCUCUAUCACAACAUGUUUUGAAAUUAUAAACACUAGAUUCGAAGGAAACAUUCCUCAUAUUUUCAGCAUGAUCAUGUCAUUGGAAAAUCUAAUUAUUCCUCCUCUAUUAAAUCCCAUUAUAUAUGGCCUAAAACUGAAGGAGAUUUUGAAAAUGAUCAAAAAAAUAAUUUUAAAAAGUAAGACAAAUAUAUGCAAAACUAAUAAACACUAA
Messenger RNA from Clarias gariepinus (North African catfish), 963 nucleotides. Its product is annotated as olfactory receptor 10J4-like. Gene Ontology annotation, molecular function: G protein-coupled receptor activity; olfactory receptor activity. NCBI's taxonomy places the organism in Eukaryota, Metazoa, Chordata, Actinopteri, Siluriformes, Clariidae. The record is from RefSeq and is a predicted model, not a curated record. The coding region runs from base 1 to 963 and encodes 320 amino acids. Gene Ontology annotation, biological process: G protein-coupled receptor signaling pathway. Gene Ontology annotation, cellular component: membrane. The transcript has a single exon.